Molecule: messenger RNA, 5681 nt
Organism: Dichomitus squalens LYAD-421 SS1
Lineage: Eukaryota; Fungi; Basidiomycota; Agaricomycetes; Polyporales; Polyporaceae
Exons: 28
Coding region: 157-3198 (1013 amino acids)
Biological process (GO): fungal-type cell wall organization; GPI anchor biosynthetic process
Cellular component (GO): endoplasmic reticulum
Source: RefSeq, a predicted model, not a curated record
AUUGAAACGCCGGGCACGGGCACGCACAAGUCCGUCUUGCGCUCAACUCCCACUAGGAUUUCUUCACCACAUCUAGCUCGAGGUUGACUGUACGCUGUGGUCGUCUGCCUCGCGCAAAGCCGAGUUGGAACCUCUAGGCAGUGAGACAAAGUCGAGAUGGCGCCCUCCGUAGCCGGCAAGCGGGACCCGUUCGUCCUGCACGCGUCGACCAUCGCCCGCGCCCACACCUAUCUCGCCUUCGCCGCAUUCCUGAGUGCCCUCGCCAUCGGCUGCGCGCUCCACUACAAGAAGAUUGUCAAGAAUGGCGUCGCAGGAUACCCUGAGGAGUGGUUCCCGUCCGUGUCCGCAACGAUCGGAGAUUGGUACCCAGAACGAAACAUCUUCCAGAUCUUGAUAGCUAUAAAUGCCGGACCGAGGUUCGCGUUGGUUGCGCUGCAAUACUACCUGCACAGGUCCGCGACCUCCAGUAUACCAGGCUUUCUCUUCCUAGUCGGGCUGCUCCGCACACUUUCCUGCGGAGGAUGGGUCUUCAUCACGAGCUCGGACGACCAUGAUGUCCAUGACGUGCUCAUGGUUUCCUACAUUGUGCUGAACCUGCCGUGGAUGUUCGGUUCUCUAGCAUUCACGCCUGCGAACCACACUGCUGCUAGACGUCGGAGACGAUGGACUUCCAUAGCUUUCUUCGGCUCUCUUGUCCCAAUGAUAUACUUCUUCAUCCAGCAUAAAGUGCAUCGUAUACCAGGAGCGUACACGCGGUAUAGCUUCUUCGAGUGGAGUCUCAUACUCCUGGAUGUCAUGUACGACUCUUCGGUAGAACUAGACUUGCAAGCAGCGGACUUGAAGAUGACUGUAGGGAACUUCGUGGCCAGUUCAUCCGAGGCAGACAAAAUCGCGGAUGCUCCUCUCAGUAGUAGCGUGUCCGCCCCUACACCGGUCGCAGCCACGACAGCUGUCAAGUCGGCUGGUGAGAGUACCUCACAACCAAACGGCAAGGAGGCUACUGCAACGAAAGCCACUGCAACACAGUCCCUAUACUCGUGUGCACAGCCGACCGUAUCGUUCGUCAGCGACGUGUAUCUCUCCUACAUGUUCUGGUCGGUCUUCACCGCCCUCACGCCGACGCUCUUCUACUUCUCGAUCUGGCAGCUCGGCAUCUCCGGACAAGAGCUCGCUCUGCUGUCUUCCCUCUCCCCGCUCUUGCUGGGGAUCCCUCCGUUCAAGGGAUGGGCCUACAGCAGGGAGGGUCGCACGACCCUGCACGUUCUGACGCUGGUCGGCCUUGCUUCGUACUUGUCUUCGAGUCCUAUGACUAGACUCCUGUUGGUGUCGUUUGCGAACUCCGCAGCUACUGUCGGUGCGACUGCGGUGUGGUUUGGCGGGGAUGAUGAGGGAGUUGCAUACCAGGCUUUGGUCACUGGACUCGGCUUUCUCAUGACUUCCCUGUCGAAGCACGCCAACCACUCGAACAACCCUAUCUGGCCAUUUGUCAACGAGAAUUCGGGCGGAUGCAAUAAGACUGGCAUUGCGCUCGCACUUCUCGCUAUCCUUGAGUUCGCGUAUCGUCCCGUCCAGUCGCAGCCUGUCAAGCCUGCGAAGUCUGCUCCAACCCCUGCGCCUCAGACGCACUGGUUCCCUGGUGCUAUUUUCCUUGGAAGCUUCAUCUUCUCACUGCAUUCCCUACUAGGCGACCCUAGCACGCUCAUCGCCUGGUCAUGGACCGGAUAUCCGAUCACCGGCCCCAUCCCGAGCCAGCACGGCUCGCUCACGCACCUCGCCCAGGUGCUUGGGCUCGGACUUGCUGCGUUCCUCGCGGGCUCCGCGUCCACCUCUGACGUCCUCGCGCACCCGCUGUACCUCGCGCUCGGAUCCGCGAGUGCGUACGUGAUGUACACCUACAAGGACUGGACGGGGUACGCGGGUGGGCUGGGCGUCGCGGCGUUCCUCAUGAGUCUGGUACCGACCGUGUGGGCGCGCGCGAGGGCGGCUGCGCUGGACGGCGGGGUGGCGAAGACGGCGGCGGUCGCGUGGCUGGUGGUGUGCUUUUUCGACGUCGCGAGCGUGUUCACGGUCGCGUAUGCGUUCGUGCCUGGGGGAGAGUACUUCCGCGAGCGAACGAACUGGGUGCUCGCGGCGCAGUUUGCGGGCAUCGGUCUUGCGUUCAAGUGGCCUGCGUUGGGCAACGGCUCUGUGGCUCUGACCCUCUCGAAGCGCGCACAGUACACUGUUCAGUACGCGCUUGCGCUCCUGUCGGCGUUGUCGCUCCUCGCGACGCUUUACCACAUACCGACCGUGGUGCCGACGCCUCAUCGACCUGGGCCGAGGAUCGUCAGAGCGGGUAUUUGGACGGUGCAUUUCGGGAUCGACAAUCGGGGCAGGGACAGCCAGAGGUUGAUGCGGGACUUGAUCAAGGACAUGGAACUGGAUGUUGUCGGGUUGCUGGAGACGGACCUCCACCGCGUUACCUUUGGGAACCGUGACCUUACGCGGGUCAUCGCAGAAGACCUCGGUUUCCAUGUCGAUAUAGGUCCGGGGCCUAAUCAGCACACCUGGGGCGCGGUGCUACUCUCGAAGUUCCCCAUCAUCAACUCCACGCACCAUCUCCUGCCUUCACCUGACGGCGAGCUUGCGCCUGCUAUCGAGGCCUACCUAAAUAUGUUUGGUACACCGGUCAAGGUCAUCGUGUCUCACAAUGGUCAAGAGGAGACUCCACUUGACCGCGAGUUACAAGCCACCGAACUCGCUCGCAUCAUGGCAGAAUCGUACCCCGACCCGGUCAUCUUCCUCGGCUACGUCGUCACCAAGCCGCACGCCCCGCGCCCUGCGCCGUAUCAGAUAAUGGUGGAGGACGGCAAGGUGUUCGAUAUCGACGACGAGGACGCUGACCGCUGGUGCGAAUACAUCUUCUAUCGCGGGCUGUAUCGCACGUCCUAUGCGCGGGUGUCGAGGGGCAUCGUGACAGACACCGAGAUGCAAAUCGGCCAGUUUGUUGUUCCGCCGUACAAACGGACCAUCAGGGACGACAGUAGGACCGCUAGAUAUCUUCGGUCGUUCAAGGAGUGGCUGCCGGAGGACCAUUGGUUCCCAAUGGAAUAUUAUCCCGAACUUGGCGGCAAGAACGGCCACGGUUAUCAUGUUUUCAACACACCACUGUACUACAAGCUUCCCGACGAGGCUUUGGGAACCCCCUCCGACGACUGAUCUGGUUAUGUUGUUGUAUCUACAUAUACACUAGUCUGUUGUAAACUACCUUGCUGUACCCUGUAAGUGCUCGACUUCGCUCUCGUCUUCAUCGCUGUCGGACUCCUCUCCGCUGGACUCUGCUUGGUGACUCCCAUCAUCAUCUCCAUCGUCCUCCUCGCUCUCCUCACUUUCGCUCUCUUCCGUCUCCUCAGUCUCCUCCGUAUCUUCGUAAAAUCUAUCCAAAUCCAUAUACGCCGCCUUUGCGCCCUCCUGUUGCCGUGAAAAUGAGCCUGCAGGCGAGGCGCCGCCGCCCGUCGGCGUGAGUACGAUCGGAGUUGGCCUGGCGCUAUUUGACGAGAUGGAACGCGCGGCGGAAGACUGGGCCGUGAGCACCGGGGGUUGCGGCACAUCCGCUUCGGUAUCCCGGAGCGAGGACUCCGUGCCCUCUUCCAGCCAGUCGGGCAAGUAGUUGUCGCUCCCCGCCCACUUGCCUGUCACUGCGGCGAGCGAGCCGAAGCGUCCGUGAUCGUCGUCAUUCGCGGCAGCAGGCUCUUCAGCGGCACUGGACUUGCCUUCGAAUAGCACCAGUCUGACUUGCUCGCGUCGCAGGACCACACCACCGACGUCUUCGUGCAUAUCGUCGCUAUCUCCGAGGACGUUUGGGGCGACCCCGGCGAGAAGCGCGCUGAGCAUCCGCCCGCGAUCGCGCACGUCGUAGUUGAGGUCGUACCGCGCGAGCGAGAAGACGUAUCGGUUGAGCAGGCCGAUCGUCCGGUCCGCGGGCGACAACACAAGGAGUUUUGCGGCGAGCGUGAUGAUCUGCAACUUUACGGCUGGCGCCUCUUGCGUGAAGGACUUCGCGGUCUUGCGCAGCACGUCAGGUGCCCACGGAGCUAUGCCUUCUGGUCCUGCGUGCGUGAGACCAUUGGAAUUGUCUGGGGCCGCAGACGAUGCGGCGUACUGGCCGACUAGCCAUAUGACGCAGGCCCGAGCCUUAGGGUGGCGGAUCUCGUCUAGACGACGUGCGAGGCGGGAGAUGAUCUCAAGAGGGGAGAAGGUGGACGGUAGUGCGCCGUACGCUAUCGCGUCUUGUUGCUGUUGUAGGCGAAUUUGCACUAGUGACUUAAGGACCAGGACGGCAUUCGCGACGAUCACGUCGUGUUUGCUCUGGAUGAACGACAUGAGUGCCGUGAGACACUGCUGGGUGGACUCAGGGAUCACGCGUGCGAUAUAGCCGAUGGCUUGUAUGGAGUCAGCAACCAACUCGUCGUCAGCAUCGUCGGCGUAGCAAAUGAACUCUCGGAGAAGUGAUGGAUAAUUUUCCGGAUUGACAACCGCGCGAAGAAGCCGAACCUUAUCCUUCUUCACUCGCUGCGGGUCGUCUGCUCUGACCAGAAACGCGAUGUAUGACUUCGCAAGAACGUCAGUUAACGCAGACGAAGUAAUCGCUAGAUUGGUGAGAACGAUACGUUCGACCUCGGGCGACACGUGCAGAAGUCGCAAUAGAGGGGGAACAAUCUUCGGUAGCUCAUUCUGCGGCGCUAGGUAGUAAAUCACUCGUGCAACAGCCAGAACGACAGCAGGGUUGUUAGACUGCAGUAGAGGCUCCGCAGACGUAAUGAGCAAUUUCAGGUCGCUGUCGACGUCGAAGCUUAAUGACGACCCAGCCGCCGUCGCGGGGAUGGGUCGAGGCAGCAUCACGCGAGCAUAGCGGAUGAGCAAAUUGAUGAGGUCGACCUGACCCCAUUCGUCCAUGUCAAUGAGGGUCCUGCACAGUCGUCUAUAGUGCUGGUGUAGAAGGUCAAGGCGUGUCGGGCACACAGCUUCGAAGGCGAUGGCGACGCUUCCUAGCGAAAGCGGAGACUGGUCCUUCAACAGCGUAGAGAUGAUUUUGAUGAGCUCAGGCUGAUGCGUCGAGUCUAAGUGAUAGAGCUUCGGUAUGGCCAGUGCGGCGGCUUUGCGGACGUACGGGCUGAUGUCGGCGGCACACUUCUUGAUGGCGAGCAUGACGAUGCUGCCAAUCAUGGGCACCUGUAUUCCGGAGAGUACGCGGAGGGCCAUGGCACGGAUGAGGGGGUUAGGAUCGGAGAGGUCCUUCUGGAAGGUGUUGAUGGACAGGAGCGCAAGGUCCGGCUCCUGCUCGGCGUAGCGGAGGAGAUAGAUGUACACGAGCUUCCGGAUCUCGAGGUUAUGAGAGGCUACAUUCUUGACCACUUGAGCAAAGAACUCGGAGACGUUCCUGCCCUUGGAGACCAAGGCGAGGAGCCUCUUCAUUGCCUCAAGCUUCUCCCUGUCACUGUUCGAGUCCAACUGUUUCCGGAUAUUCUUGACCUUUUCCUCUGGGUUGUCGAGGUAGGCCGAGCCGGAAGCCCGCAGGCUGAGGUCCCUAGUCUGUUCCGAGAGAGUCUCUUGAAGGCGGGCUCCCAGCCUGACGGCAUUUUCGGUAAGGACAUUGAGGUUCAAAGCAGCCAUGGUGGUAUACCGCUACGAGUGCAUGAGAG